AUGGCCUUAAAGCGAUUACAAAGUCUCGAACGGAAAUUAGAUAAAAACCUGAAAUUCGCGUCACUGUAUUAUCAGGAAAUGGAUAGAUUUAUAAAAUGCGGAUAUGCAGAGAAAUUAGAUGAUGUGCCUAAAAACAACGUCUCCUGGUAUAUACCUCAUUUUGGGGUUCCAAAUAAGACCGAAACGAAGGUAAGAAUAAUUUUUGACGCGGCGGCAAGGUAUGAAGGGUAUUCAUUAAACGACUUCUUGAUGGCCGGUCCGACCUUGCUAAAAAAUCUUAUUGGGGUACUCAUGAGGUUCCGACAACAUCCUGUGGCGGUAAAAGGGGAUAUACGAGACAUGUUUCUGCGCGUUAAAUUACGUUUAGAGGACCGUGACGCACAAAGAUUCUUGUGGAGAAAAAAUGAUAGAUCAAGAGAACCCGACGAAUAUGUUAUGAGCUCCUUGAUAUUCGGAUCUAAAGCAUCCCCGACCAGUGCCCUAUAUGUAAAAAAUAAAAACGCGGAAGAAUUCAAAUCAAGUAUGCCGGAAGCUGUUUGGGCUAUACUAAACAGUAGUUAUGUCGAUGACUUCUUAGAUAGUUAUGAGACUCCAGAUGCAGCAAUCACCACGGUAAAGGACAUAGAGGAUAUAAAUUCCAAAGGGGGGUUUGAGAUGCACACAUGGAUUAGUAAUAACAAACAAGUAGCUAUCGAGGUAAAUAAAGCAGAUAAACAUUUCGGGGUUGAAGUUAAUUUGGGACAAAACGCGCUAUUAGAUAAAAAUCUCGAGAAAGUUUUGGGUUUAAGAUGGGAUACAGAGAAGGAUGUUUUUCGAUUUAACGUAAAUUUAUCGGGUAUAUCCGAGAAUAUUAAAGAUCACAACGAAAUACCGACUAAACGGAUUUUUCUAAAGAUUAUAAUGUCAAUUUACGAUCCAUUGGGGUUAAUAGCACCUCUUUUAAUUCAAUCAAAGAUAAUUAUGCAAGAUGUGUGGGCAAAUAAAAUCGAAUGGGAUGAAAAAAUAGGUCAGGCGGAAUUCGAGAAAUGGAAGAAAUGGUUUAGAGAAUUGCGUGAGGUUUCCCUUUGCGAUAUUCCAAGAUGUUACGUGUCUCAGUCCAAAAGGGAAAUAAAACGCGACCUCCACAUAUUCUGUGACGCGAGUACGAAAGCAUACGCGUGCGUAGGUUAUUGGAGAACGGAAUUCGAGGAUGGAUCGGUAGAAACCAGUAUAAUAGCGAGUAAAAGUCGAGUUGCUCCUUUAAAACCGUUAUCUAUACCCAGACUCGAAUUACAGGCUACAUUAUUAGGAACCCGUUUAGCGAAAACUAUAAGCGAUGAACACACGGUACCAAUCUACCAACGCGUAUUUUGGAGUGACUCGCAGACAGUUUUAGCAUGGAUAAAAUCCUCUCCGCGCGAUUUUCACACGUUUGUAGCACAUAGAUUAGGGGAAAUUGCAGAGUCGACAAAUCCUUUAGAGUGGAAAUGGGUACCAACCGAUAUGAACCCAGCAGAUUAUGCAACCCGAUUUACUGGAAUACCCAUCCACACAAAUAAGGCAUGGUUUAAUGGACCUUCCUUUUUAACUCUCAAUGAGGAUGCAUGGCCAAUACAGAAAAGCUUAAAAUUGUCACAAGCACCGGAGGUUGAAUCAGAAAAAAGAAAGAUUGUAUCAGUCCUAAAGGUCAGUGAGAAAGCGUGUCUUCCAGAUUACAACAAAUUUUGUAGUUGGAAAAGAUUGCUUGGAAGUACGGCUCGCUUAAUAACAGGAAUACAGAUAUGGACUAAGAAGUACAAAUCUGAGGAAACUGCAGAAUAUUACAUCAGGGCGGAAAAUUUACUUUUGAAACAAGCUCAAAAGGAGAGUUUCUCUGAGGAAAUUGUGACGUUACAAAGAAAAGGCACUAUUAAAGUGACUAGCAAAAUAAGUGCUCUUACCCCCGAGUUGGAUGACAAUGGGUUAAUGAUAGUAAAUGGACGGAUUGACAGUAUAGUGGGCACAAAUGUGAAUUGUCAUCCUAUAAUUUUAGACGGAAAACAUCCUAUCACUCGUUUGUUAUUAGAAUAUUACCAUAUAGAAAUGAAACACGGAAAUAUUCAGACCGUAAUAAACGAAAUUAGGCAGAAAUUUUGGGUAACAGGACUUCGAAACGUGUUGAAAAGCAUCCGUACAAAAUGCAAAUUGUGCAAACUAAGGCGUGAAAAACCCAAAACACCUCGAAUGGGAAUGUUACCGGAGGUUAGGACAGCAUAUCAUGAGCGACCUUUCACAAAUUGUGGAUUAGACUAUUUUGGACCUCUAUAUGUCACUGUAGGUAGGAGGAGGGAAAAGAGGUGGGGAGCCUUGUUCACUUGCCUUUCAACAAGAGGGAUCCAUUUAGAAAUAGUUCACUCGUUAAGUGCAGAUUCGGCUAUAAUGGCCUUACGUAGGAUGAUGUCGCGAAGGGGACAGCCAAGCGUUAUCUUUACAGAUAAUGGAACGAACUUCGUUGGGGCAUCUCGGGAAAUAAAAACUGCGUUUACGGAAAUGGAGAAGAACCAACAGUUACAAUUCGCGGCUGAAAACAAAAUCAAAUGGGUCUUUACACCUCCCAUAGCUCCACACAUGGGAGGGGCAUGGGAACGACUAGUCAGAUCAGUAAAAGUGUCGUUACGAGCGAUUUUGACAGAACAAGCUCCGAAGGAGGAAUUGUUAAGCACCUUAUUUGCUGAAGUUGAACACUGCAUCAAUUCGCGACCCCUGACACAUGUGUCCUUAGACCCACAAGAAAAGGAAGCGCUAACUCCGAACCAUUUCCUUAUUGGUUCAUCUUCAGGGAAGGCAAUCUGUGCGAGAUUUAGGGGAGUCACUGAAUGCACAAAAUCGCAAUGGUUAAAGGCACAGAGACUUGCAGACCAAUUUUGGGAAAGAUGGCUAAAGGAAUAUGUUCCAACAAUGAUCGCUCGUCAAAAAUGGACCGAAGAAACUGACCCGCUAGAAGUAGGGGACGUGGUGCUUGUUGCACAUCCGCAAGAAACGAGAAGUUCGUGGCCCAGGGGAAUAAUUGAAGCCGUAUACCCGGGUCCCGAUGGACGAAUACGCGUGGUCAUGGUAAAAACCGCAAGGGGGAAAUUCCGACGACCUACGACUGGAUUGAUUAGAAUAAGUAAAAAAGACGAGGUACAAGGAUCUUAA
Molecule: messenger RNA, 3156 nt
Organism: Leptopilina boulardi
Lineage: Eukaryota; Metazoa; Arthropoda; Insecta; Hymenoptera; Figitidae
Exons: 1
Coding region: 1-3156 (1051 amino acids)
Biological process (GO): DNA integration
Molecular function (GO): nucleic acid binding
Source: RefSeq, a predicted model, not a curated record